AGGAGAAAUGGCGGACUGGGACUUGAAGGCUUUCCUCGGCUGGGACCGUCCAUCAUCAAGAAGGGUCUCGACCGACACAGAUAGCAGUGCCUCUGAAUUUCGGGAGCGGUUUUCUUGAUUCAUUGAGAAGGUAGUUUCGCAUAUAUGAGCGGAAGCUGGUACGACGAGUUCCCAUCUCUUAGAUUCUAACUCCAGUCGGCGAGCUGGCAUCUGCUUUCAUCACAUCGAGUAACGCAGCGUUGCCUUCCAGCAUCGUUUCGAGGCCUACCAUGGAUCCAAGGAAGGGACAGGCCCAGUGGCAGCAGCAGGGAGCAGGCGGCAUGCUGGGAAGCAGCCAGCAACAGUCAGGCCAGGGCGUUCAGCAGCAAGGACAGCAGCAGGGGCAACAGGGGGGGCAGGGUUUCUCGUAUUCCUACUCCGCCUCUUAUUCCAGCGGAGCUAGUGGCCAAUCAGGGCAGGCGUCUUUCUCAAGCGAUAAGGGAGGUGGUGACGUGGAGCACCAUCACGUCUCGUGGGGUCCAGGACAGGCGCCGCAGCACCACCAUUUCUCUACCCAGGGCCAGCAGGAGGGAGGGCAGCAAGGGGGAGGCCAGCAAGGUCAAAAGAUGCCGGACGACUUGGCAGCUCUGCAGCAGGCGAGAAACGCUAUUCAGAUGGACUCAAUUCGUGCUGUUCAGGACCUACACCAACGGGCAGGGGGGCAGCAGCAGGCUCAACAGGAGGGGCCACGUCAGGGACAGAAGUAGGGACAUGGUUGUUGGAGUGAUAGGAUACUUGUCCUUUAAAGAGACAGAAAAUAAGGAAUUUUCCGUUUGUAAAUAGUGGAAUGGCUGAAUGUUCAAAUAUAAACGGAGCUUGAGUGACCCU
This is a messenger RNA of Closterium sp. NIES-67, 867 nucleotides long. NCBI's taxonomy places the organism in Eukaryota, Viridiplantae, Streptophyta, Zygnematophyceae, Desmidiales, Closteriaceae. The record is from the annotation of a GenBank genome assembly.